Sorex fumeus (smoky shrew) is the source of this 1675-nucleotide messenger RNA. RefSeq names its product EGF containing fibulin extracellular matrix protein 2 (gene EFEMP2). The transcript has 11 exons. Gene Ontology annotation, molecular function: calcium ion binding. The coding region runs from base 320 to 1651 and encodes 443 amino acids. The record is from RefSeq and is a predicted model, not a curated record. NCBI's taxonomy places the organism in Eukaryota, Metazoa, Chordata, Mammalia, Eulipotyphla, Soricidae.
CAGGGCGGGAGGCGCGCCCGGCGGCGCCGCGGGGGACCGGGUGGGGGCCUGCGGCCAGCCGGGGGCGGAGAAGCGGGGGGUCGGGGUCCCUCCCCCUGGCGCGGGCUCAGGAAUCCGCCGAGGGGCGGGCGGAGGCGCCGGGGUGGGCCGCGCGGCGGGCGGCGGGCGGGGGGCGCUUCCUGGGGCCGCGCGUCCAGGGAGCUGCGCGUCCGCCCGUCCGCCCGUCCGUCCGCCCGUCCGUCCGCCGGUCCGUCCGCCCGCAGGCGCUGCCGAGCCGCCGAGCCGCCGAGCCCGGGCCGCGGGACGUCGCGGACCCGAGAUGCUGCCCUGCGCUUCCUGCCAGCCCGGGGCGCUGCUGCUCUGGGCGCUGCUGCUGCUGCUGCUCUUGGGGGCCGCGUCUCCCCAGGACGCCGAGGAGCCGGACAGCUACACGGAAUGCACAGACGGCUACGAGUGGGACGCCGACAGCCAGCACUGCCGGGACGUGAACGAGUGCCUGACCAUCCCCGAGGCCUGCAAGGGUGAAAUGAAGUGCAUCAACCACUACGGCGGCUACCUGUGCCUGCCGCGCUCGGCCGCCGUCAUCAACGACCUGCACGAGGGGCCGCCGCCGCCAGUGCCUCCCGCCCGCCACCCGACCCCCUGCCCGCCGGGCUACGAGCCAGAUGAGCAGGGCAGCUGUGUGGACGUGGACGAGUGUGCCCACGCUCUGCAUGACUGCCGCCCCAGCCAGGAGUGCCACAAUCUGCCCGGCUCCUACCAGUGCACCUGCCCCUCCGGCUACCGCAAGAUUGGACCCGAGUGUGUGGACAUAGAUGAGUGUCGCUACCGCUACUGCCAGCACCGCUGCGUCAACCUGCCCGGCUCCUUCCGCUGCCAGUGUGAGCCGGGCUUCCAGCUGGGGCCCAACAAUCGCUCCUGUGUGGAUGUGAACGAGUGUGACAUGGGGGCCCCGUGCGAGCAGCGCUGCUUCAACUCCUACGGGACCUUUCUGUGUCGCUGCCACCAGGGCUACGAGCUCCACCGGGACGGCUUCUCCUGCAGCGACAUCGACGAGUGCAGCUACUCCAGCUACCUCUGCCAGUACCGCUGCGUCAACGAGCCAGGCCGCUUCUCCUGCCAGUGCCCGGAGGGCUACCAGCUGCUGGCCACGCGCCUGUGUCAAGACAUUGACGAGUGCGAGUCGGGUGUGCAUGAGUGCUCUGAGGCCCAAACCUGCGUCAACUUCCAUGGGGGCUACCGCUGCGUGGACACUAAUCGCUGCGUGGAGCCCUAUGUCCAGGUGUCCGACAACCGCUGCCUCUGUCCGGCCUCCAACCCCCUGUGCCGGGAGCAGCCGUCGUCCAUCGUGCACCGUUACAUGAGCAUCACCUCGGAGAGGAGCGUGCCUGCCGACGUGUUCCAGAUCCAGGCCACCUCCGUCUACCCCGGCGCCUACAACGCCUUCCAGAUCCGUGCCGGGAACUCGCAGGAGGACUUCUAUAUUCGGCAAAUCAACAACGUCAGUGCCAUGCUGGUCCUCGCCCGGCCCGUGACGGGCCCCCGGGAGUACGUGCUGGACCUCGAGAUGGUCACCAUGAACUCCCUCAUGAGCUACCGGGCCAGUUCUGUCCUGAGACUCACCGUCUUCGUGGGGGCCUAUGCCUUCUGAGGAGGGAAGGGGCGUCCCUGGCGC